UAUUAUCAGGACACUUCACUUCAUGCAUUUUUUAUAGAGACGCUGUAUUGUGAGAACUAGUGAAUUCAGUGAUCUACAAGCGCACACACUAAUAUAUUUGCGGACUAAAGUGGGAUAAGCUAUAUGGAAUCGAUAUCGCUUCUCACGUUCUAUGCCGGCAUUGCAUCGCUCUUUCUCCGAGGAUACACAUUCGAAGACACUGAAGUGAAAUUUGUGAGAUAUGCCUGCAUGUACAAGCACCAUUACGUUCCACAUCACUAUAGCCCGAAAGAUGAGUGCAAACGAAUUACAUGCUCUGUGCAACAAAGAACGCUUAUGAUUGAAGAGUGCGCAGGUGUUGAUUCUUAUAACAGUUCCUGUAGUGCGGGACUGCGUGGGAAAGACCUGGGACGAUUUCCAUUUUGCUGCAACUCACGGAUUCGUCGUGAAAACCAGACUGUCAUCAAAGGUUAUAUUACAUACUAUACCUCCGAAGGAGGCCCAGAAUUUUCAGAGCAUGUGUUUCAUGUAAAGCCAACAGGUAAAUGGAGUGCUCCUACACAAUAUAUUUUUGGCACUUGUAAAAAUGCAAGGAACGAUCACAAAGUCUCGGCCAAGCCGACGGAAGACACUGAUUGGUAUAUCGCGCCAGGGCAAUUCGUUUAUGUGCGAAAUUACGGAACGGGCGACAAAUGGACGCCGGGAAGGGUCAAGGCCAUCACCGGUGCUCGACUUUUGGAAGUGGAGACUGAGGCAGGGAUCGUCCGUCGCCGUAUGGACCAAGUACGAAAGUCCGAUAAGGAAUUGUUCCUGGAGAGCGAUGACACUCGGGAAUCGGCACUACCCGACAACGAAGCGACGACCGAAGACGCCAAGAACGCGUCUGCAAUAAAUGCUGGUACGAAGGACAAAGAAUAA
Rhipicephalus microplus (southern cattle tick) is the source of this 897-nucleotide messenger RNA. RefSeq lists its product as uncharacterized. The record is from RefSeq and is a predicted model, not a curated record. Lineage: Eukaryota; Metazoa; Arthropoda; Arachnida; Ixodida; Ixodidae.